UUAUCCAUACUAAUUACCCGUCUGUAUAAAAUAUUUGUAUUGUUUCCGACGUCACUAUCCGAACUAUUUGGCGUCGCGGAUGUAGCUACUCCUUUACCCGCCCCUCAGCCUGUUUGCCCAGAUUCAUCCGCGGUGGCUAAAGCGCGCUUGAAGAGGAAGCGGCCCGCGCUUCUCCAGAGGAAACACGUUCUCGUCGUGCGCGUGCAAGCGGCGCUUCAAACAAUAGAAGGUGAAGGUAUAUCCGUGCAGAGAUGUCUGGUGGCAGUGUGGUCCGGGGCCCUGCUGGAAACAACGACUGCCGCAUCUAUGUGGGGAAUCUGCCCCCUGAUAUCCGCACUAAAGAUGUCGAAGAUGUGUUUUAUAAGUACGGAGCCAUUCGAGACAUCGAUCUGAAAAACCGACGAGGCGGACCUCCAUUCGCCUUUGUCGAGUUUGAAGACCCAAGAGAUGCAGAGGACGCUGUUUAUGCCCGUGAUGGUUAUGACUACGAUGGCUAUCGUCUUCGAGUGGAGUUUCCCAGGAGCGGGAGAGGAGGUUUUGGUGGCGGAGGUGGAGGCGGCGGUGGUGGUGGUGGGGCUCCUAGGGGUAGAUAUGGACCCCCCUCCAGACGUUCAGAGAAUAGGGUAAUCGUAUCAGGGCUUCCACCGAGCGGGAGCUGGCAGGAUCUGAAGGAUCACAUGCGUGAAGCAGGUGAUGUAUGUUACGCUGAUGUUUUCCGAGAUGGAACUGGUGUGGUGGAGUUUGUUCGCAAAGAGGACAUGACCUACGCCGUUCGCAAACUGGAUAACACAAAAUUUCGGUCUCAUGAGGGAGAAACCGCGUACAUCCGUGUGAAGGUGGACGGUCCCCGCAGUCCGAGCUAUGGAAGAUCAAGGUCAAGGAGCCGCAGUCGCAGCAGGAGUCGCAGCCGCAGCAACAACCGUAGCCGAAGCUACUCCCCGCGCCGCAGUCGAGGAUCCCCGCAGUACUCCCCGCGCCAUAGCCGUUCCCGCUCUCGCUCCUGAUCGUGCCAUCUCGAAGCCCUUGAACCAUUUGUUUUUAGUCUUUACACAAACCCCAUGUUUUAAUUCCACCUUUCUUGUUUCAUGAGACAUUGAUCAUCUUAUGAAUGUCUUUCUGUCCUUUUUAAUUUUUUUCUCCCUGCAUUGGUUAUUUUUAAAUGUGCAUUUUUAACCAACUUUUCUUUUCCCAUUACUUUUUUUUUAAUACAAAGUGGAAGUCUCUUUCAUAGACCAAACAAAGGGUUAUGUAAUGGCUCCCAAUAUUUUUGUAAAUGCCAUGUAUGAAAGUUAUUCAUGGGAUAGUGGGUUUCUCAAUUGUUUUAUGCUGUCUUCCUCUAGACUUGAUGGAGAACUGAUGCUUUGUAAUAAAGGAUUGCUAAAUGUAA
Messenger RNA from Carassius gibelio (silver crucian carp), 1387 nucleotides. RefSeq names its product serine and arginine rich splicing factor 1a (gene srsf1a). Gene Ontology annotation, molecular function: mRNA binding. The transcript has 5 exons. The coding region runs from base 252 to 1004 and encodes 250 amino acids. The record is from RefSeq and is a predicted model, not a curated record. NCBI's taxonomy places the organism in Eukaryota, Metazoa, Chordata, Actinopteri, Cypriniformes, Cyprinidae. Gene Ontology annotation, cellular component: cytoplasm; nucleus; ribonucleoprotein complex.